GAAGUUUAUUAGUGGGAAAGUUAAAAGACGGAGUAUUUUACAAGACAAUGAGAAUUUCAAGGAAUUGAACAUAAAAUAAAAUUAGCCAUUUUAAACUCGCAGUGGACUUUUACAAACAAACAGUCCCUAAAAUUGUACCACAACAAAGCAAGUCGAUUUGCUUUGCUUCUUUUUCUUCUUCUGCGAUCAAGAACAUGGACUACGAUUUCAGGAACAGAGCAAAUCCACCAUACGAUUCGCAGAUCCCGAUUUACAGGCCAACAACUUCAUCAUCAUCAUCAAGCCAUCCGAUGUACGGACCAUCGUCCCUCUACCCUAGGGUCGGACAAACCGGCCGCUCCUCCGUCAACGCUCCCCCCGGCCAUGCCUCUUCCUUUCAUCACAAUUCUCCAUCUUCUUCUUCUUCUUCUGGAUUAGGGAUUAGGGUUGCUAUAAAACCGGAAUAUCGCAUUACACCACCCCCUCAAAUGUCCCCACAACUUGGAGAAAUUCCCCGAAGCACUUUCCAGUUUGACUUCGAACUUGAAAGGAAGAUACUAGCUGAAGCAGAGAAGGAAAGCCAGAACUGGAGCAGGAUUGGGAUAGAAAACCAUUCGUCUAAACCUGCAGAAUCAACGUCUUCUUCGGGCUCCAGCACAAAUCCUGUUGUUAGCAAAUACAUAGCAUCGGGUCUCAGCAGAGAGGCUGUACCUCUUGCUGUAGCACAUUAUGGAGACAAUCCAACCAAGGUUAGGGAAUUUGUCAAUGGCUUUACCCUCUUGCAAGAAAUGGGAUUCUCAUCGAACAACGUUGCAGAAGCGUUGGUCAUGUAUGACAAUGAUACAGACAAGGCGCUGGCACACUUUCUCAACAGCUCGUCCUGAGGAUGCCUAGCACAUCCUUGGAUAUAGUAGUGAUAUGCUUAUUAUACAAACUGGUUUCAGAGUGCAUUAUAAAGUUUGGUCAUGUUAAUUGACUGUAAAAAAAAAGGAAAGGAAUUUCGAGCCUCAAAAUUGACAGUUGGCUUUAAUGCAUUCGUAACUCUUAGUGUUCUGAGUUGAACUUCAUCUGUUAUUGUCAGUUGAAUCUUAUUAGUAAUACUUUGCUUUAUGAUUUGUAUUUGGA
Messenger RNA from Camellia sinensis, 1104 nucleotides. The record is from RefSeq and is a predicted model, not a curated record. NCBI's taxonomy places the organism in Eukaryota, Viridiplantae, Streptophyta, Magnoliopsida, Ericales, Theaceae.